AUGAGACUGCGCGCCGAGCGCAGCGACCGAAAGUCGUGGAAGUCCCGCGUGACUGGCCUCGAAGAAUACGCGCCUCAGCAAGCUGGACCCUCGCACCGGGGAGGAAGAGAGCCCCGAGCGCGCCGCGACGACGAGGACGACGCCGAGUACAGGCUCGCUAUUGAGGCCAGCAAGUACCAGGAGGAAGAGGACCGCAAGAGGCGUAACCAGGGCCAAGUCGACGUCGACGACGAUGAUCUGGCCAAGGCCAUCAAGCUCAGUCAGGAGGAGGAGGAGCGGAGACGACGGGAGCUCGAGCAGAGCAACGCGAUAUCCCUCUUUGACGACACACCCACGCAGAGCACUCAGCAGUCACAGCCCGCCCAACCACAGUUCACCGGCUUCAACCAGGGCUAUCAGCAGGGCAGCGCAGUCGAUUUCUUCGCCAACCCCAUUGACCAGAACGCGCAGCAGCCGCAGCCCACCGGCUAUCUCGGCAACCAAUAUACCGGCUUUCCGCAACAGCAGCCGCAGCAGACGGGCUUCCAAAACGGCUAUGGUGGAUAUGGCAUGCAGCCCCAGAUGACGGCGUUGGAUCCGUUCGGCCAGCAGCAGCAGCAGCAGCCUACCGGCAUGCCAGCAUUCCAGCCUCAGCCAACAGGAUUUAACCCUUACCAGCAACAGCAGCAGCAGACACAGUCGCCUGCGGGCGCAAAGACCCGUUUCCUCAAGCUGGUAGCAACAACCCCUGGGCGACGAAACAACAACCAGCAGUCACAGUCGCCCUUGCGCGCGAUGCAAGACGGGGCUCGAACAACCCCUUUGCGCCAGCGCCCACGGGCCGGAUCGUCGGCAUUCGGCGACCGCAGACUCAGAAGAUCCCUCCAUGCCGGCACUCGGAAGCUUGCCGGAGCAGAAGACGCUGUCAACCUUCAACAACCAGCCGAGCACCAGCUUCAGUCAGCCAACAAGCUCCUUUGGCACGCCGCAGAAGGAACUCAACGAGCACGAGGCAAAACUCAACGCGCUCCUUGCGAGCGGCGACGGCAUGGACACGUACGGCAACACGGGCCAGCUGCGCAUCCCGGCCCAGCACACGGCGCCAGCAACCCGUUCCUGCGGACCCAGUUCACGGGUAUGCCGAACACGACAUACGGAGGCAGCCAGCUGCAGGUCUCGCAAACGGGCGCUCCCGGCCUGGGUGGGCAGGGAAACAACAACCCCUUUGCCGGAACGCAGCCACAGCAAAGACCCAACCAGAACCAGGAUCUUAUUCAGUUCUAG
Messenger RNA from Verticillium alfalfae VaMs.102, 1263 nucleotides. Its product is annotated as EH domain binding protein epsin 2. The record is from RefSeq and is a predicted model, not a curated record. The transcript has 3 exons. Bases 1 to 1263 code for a protein of 420 amino acids. NCBI's taxonomy places the organism in Eukaryota, Fungi, Ascomycota, Sordariomycetes, Glomerellales, Plectosphaerellaceae.